Molecule: messenger RNA, 1001 nt
Organism: Daucus carota subsp. sativus
Lineage: Eukaryota; Viridiplantae; Streptophyta; Magnoliopsida; Apiales; Apiaceae
Exons: 5
Coding region: 239-736 (165 amino acids)
Source: RefSeq, a predicted model, not a curated record
UUCAUUUUUCUUCAUACACAAACUGCACAUCUUCACGUGCUCUGUCUCUCUCACUCUCCUCUGCUCUCUUCUCCUUCCUCUGCCCUGCAAAUCUUAUCUUCAUUUCUCAUUUACUUUUGGUCGCUGUGUCGGCUGCUCCUUCGCUUUGGUAGUUGCAAAAUCUUUCUAUAUAUUUGAGGUAGUUUUGUUAGUUAGUUUCACACAACAACAAAAGAAAAUUAAACUACUAGUGUUAUAUAUGGAGCAUAGCAAAAAGAAUAUUUCUGGUUCUUCAUCUUCUUCCUCUUCUUUCACUAUGGAUCUUUUUGGUCCUAAAGAUUCUUCACAAUCUUCUUCCUCUACUGGAGUCUUUGGCUCUGUUUUUGGACCUCCUUCCAUGGGAUUAGGCAGAGAUUCCUCUAUAUCUGGACCAACAAGGAAGCAGGAUUAUGGCAAUACCAAACAGGGAAUCCAAGAUUACAAUAGUCAAAGAAAUUACAAAAGUGAAAGUGGUGGCAAGCAAAGCAAAGACAGGACUAGUAACUCAACUUAUAACCAAAAUGAGUUAUCAAACCCUUGCUACUAUAGUUCAUCUAUUUACUAUGGUGCCCAAGAAGUUUAUUCUCCAAAUUCCCCUUCCAAAACUACUACUUCUCACCAUGCAAUUAAGAAAGAUGGAGGGGCUGAUGAUUCCCAUGGAAGUAAUUCCAAUAGCGCUUCGCGUGGGAAUUGGUGGGAAGGAUCCCUGUACUACUAAAGCCUUUGGCUUUGCAAAUGUGGUGAUGUUGCAAAAAUAUACCUACUGCAUUAGUGCAUUGUAAUAUGGAAUGACAGUAGAGGAUUGCCUUAUAUAUAGAGCCAGCAGUAGCCAAGCUUCGUGUUCGUGUGCUUCUAAUUAAAGUGUCCGUGUCUUUUUUCUUUUAGUUUUUACUUCAGCUAUAGUAAACCAUUUCAAUUUAAGCAAGCCUUGUACAUGAGUUUAUGUUUUCUAAUGAGAAGUGUAGCUUUAUGUUGCUUUAUUA